Messenger RNA from Trichechus manatus latirostris (Florida manatee), 4507 nucleotides. It is a transcript of the gene FLT1, whose product is annotated as fms related receptor tyrosine kinase 1. The record is from RefSeq and is a predicted model, not a curated record. The transcript is spliced from 30 exons. Bases 121 to 4011 code for a protein of 1296 amino acids. Gene Ontology annotation, molecular function: ATP binding; growth factor binding; vascular endothelial growth factor receptor activity. Gene Ontology annotation, cellular component: signaling receptor complex; plasma membrane. Lineage: Eukaryota; Metazoa; Chordata; Mammalia; Sirenia; Trichechidae. Gene Ontology annotation, biological process: positive regulation of kinase activity; protein phosphorylation; vascular endothelial growth factor receptor signaling pathway.
AGCUGCUGGGACACAGCGGUCCUGCUGUGCGCACUGCUCCGCGGGCUGCUUCUCGCAGGGUCUAGUUCAGGUUCAAAAUUAAAAGGUCCUGAACUGAAUCUCAAAGGCACCCAGCACGUCAUGCAAGCGGGCCAGACACUGGAGCUGAAGUGCAGGGGGAAUGCAGCCCAUUCGUGGUCUCUGCCGGACCUGGUGAGUAAGGAAAGCAAAAAGCUGAGCAUCACCGAGUCAGCCUGUGGGAGGAACGGCAAACAGUUCUGCAGCACUUUGACCUUGAACGCAACUCAGGCAAACCAUACUGGCUUCUAUAGCUGCAAAUAUUUAUCUAAACUUGCUUCAGAGACGAUGAGAACAGAAUCUACAAUCUAUAUAUUUAUUAAUGAUACAGGUAGACCUUUUGUAGAGAUGCACAGUGAAAUACCUGACAUCAUCAACAUGACGGAAGGACAGGAGAUCGUCAUUCCCUGCCGGGUCACCUCACCGAACAUCUCUGUGACUUUAGUAAAGUUUCCACAUGAUAUGCUGAUCCCUGAUGGAAAACGAAUAAUCUGGGACAGUAGGAGGGGUUUUAUAAUCUCAAAUGCAACUUACAGAGAAAUAGGCCUUCUGAUCUGUAAAACAAGAAUCAACGGACAUUUCUAUCAGACAAGCUAUCUAACAUACCGACAAACCAAUAUAAUCAAAGAUGUCCAAAUCAGCACACCAAGUCCAGUCAGAUUAUUUAGAGGACAUACUCUUACCCUCAACUGCACUGCUACCACUGCUUUAAACACAAGAGUUCAAAUCACCUGGAGUUACCCCGAUGAGAUAAAUAAGAGAGCUUCCAUAAGUCCACGGAUUGGCAAAAGCAAUUCACAUGCCAAAGUAUUCUACAGUGUUCUUAUUAUUGACAAAGUGGAGAACAAAGACAAAGGACUUUAUACUUGUCAUGUAAAGAGUGGACCAUCAUACAAAUCGGUCAACACCUCGGUGCAUAUAUAUGAUAAAGCAUUCAUCACUGUGAAACAUCGAAAACAGCAGGUGCUUGAAACGGUAGCCGGCACGCGGUCUUACCGGCUGUCUGUGAAAGUGAAGGCGUUUCCCUCGCCAGAAGUUGUAUGGUUAAAAGAUGGCUUACGUGCAACGGAGAAAUCUGCCCGCUAUCUGGUUCAUGGCUAUUCAUUAAUUAUCAAAGAUGUGACUGCAGAAGAUGCGGGAGAUUAUACCAUCUUGCUGGGCAUAAAUCAGUCCGAUGUGUUUAAAAAUCUCACCACCGCUCUCAUUGUAAAUGUGAAGCCCCAGAUUUAUGAAAAGGCCUUGUCAUCAUUUCCAGACCUGACUCUCUACCCCCUGGGCAGCAGACAGAUCCUGACUUGCACUAUUCAUGGUGUCCCGCAGCCUACAAUCAAGUGGUUCUGGCAGCCAUGUCACCAUAAUCGCUCCAGAGCAAGGUCUGACUUUUGUUCCAGUAAUGAAGAGUCCAUUAUCCUGGCUCCUGACAGCAGCGUGGGAAACAGGAUUGAAAGCAUCACUCAGCGCAUGGCAGUAAUCGAAGGAAAGAAUAAGAUUGCUAGCACCUUGGUUGUGGCUGACUCUAGAAUUUCUGGAAUCUACAGUUGCGUGGCUUCCAAUAAAGUAGGGACUGCGGAAAGAAACAUAAGCUUUUAUAUCACAGAUGUGCCAAAUGGAUUUCAUGUUCGCUUGGAAAAAAUGCCUACGGAAGGAGAGGACCUGAAACUGUCUUGCACAGUUAACAAGUUCUUAUACAGAAACAUUACUUGGAUUCUGCUGCGGACAGUGAAUAACCGAACAAUGCACCACAGUAUUAGCAAGCAAAAAAUGGCCGUCGCCAAAGAGUACUCCGUGACUCUGAAUCUGGUCAUCAAGAACGUUUCCCUGGAAGACUCAGGCGUCUAUGCCUGCAGAGCCAGGAACAUAUACACAGGGGAAGAAAUUCUUCAGAAGAAAGAAGUGACAAUCAGAGAUCAGGAAGCACCAUACCUCCUGCGGAACCUCAGUGACCAAACAGUGGCCAUCAGCAACUCCACCAUUCUAGACUGUCAUGCUAAAGGUGUACCAGAGCCUCAGAUCACCUGGUUUAAAAACAAUCACAAAAUACAGCAAGAGCCUGGAAUUAUUUUAGGACCAGGAAGCAGCACGUUGUUUAUUGAAAGAGUCACAGAAAAGGAUGAAGGCGUCUAUCACUGCAGAGCCACCAACCAGAAGGGUUCCGUGGAAAGUUCAGCAUACCUCACCGUUCAAGGAACCUCGGACAAGUCUAAUCUGGAGCUGAUCACUCUGACAUGUACCUGCGUGGCAGCAACGCUCUUCUGGCUCCUGUUAACUCUCUUUAUCCGAAAACUGAAAAGGUCUUCUUCUGAAAUAAAGACCGACUACUUAUCAAUUAUAAUGGAUCCAGAUGAAGUUCCCCUGGAUGAACAGUGUGAACGGCUCCCUUACGAUGCCAGCAAGUGGGAGUUUGCCCGAGAGAGACUUAAACUGGGCAAAUCACUUGGACGAGGGGCUUUCGGAAAAGUGGUCCAAGCAUCUGCAUUUGGCAUUAAGAAAUCACCCACUUGCCGGACGGUGGCUGUAAAAAUGCUGAAAGAGGGGGCCACGGCCAGCGAGUACAAAGCUCUGAUGACAGAGCUCAAGAUCUUGACCCACAUUGGCCACCAUCUGAACGUGGUCAACCUGCUGGGAGCCUGCACCAAGCACGGAGGGCCUCUGAUGGUGAUCGUUGAAUACUGCAAGUAUGGAAAUCUAUCCAACUACCUCAAGAGCAAACGGGACUUGUUCUUUCAAAACAAGGAUGCAGCAUUACAUGUGGAGACUAAGAACGAAAAAGUGGAGCCAGACCUGGAACAAGACAAGAAACCAAGACUAGAUAGUGUCACCAGCAGCGAGAGCUUCGCCAGCUCUGGGUUUCAGGAAGAUAAAAGCCUGAGUGAUGUUGAGGAAGAGGAGGAUUCUGACGGUUUCUACAAGCAGCCCAUCACUAUGGAAGAUCUGAUUUCUUACAGUUUUCAAGUGGCCAGAGGCAUGGAGUUUUUGUCUUCCAGAAAGUGCAUUCAUCGGGACCUGGCAGCGCGCAACAUUCUUUUAUCUGAGAACAAUGUAGUGAAGAUUUGCGACUUUGGCCUUGCCCGGGAUAUUUAUAAGAACCCCGAUUAUGUGAGAAAAGGAGAUACUCGGCUUCCUCUGAAAUGGAUGGCUCCAGAAUCUAUCUUUGACAAAAUCUACAGCACCAAGAGCGAUGUGUGGUCUUACGGAGUACUGCUGUGGGAAAUCUUCUCUUUAGGUGGGUCUCCAUACCCAGGAGUGCAAAUGGACGAGGAUUUCUGCAGCCGCCUGAAGGAAGGCAUGAGGAUGCGGGCUCCUGAAUACGCAACUUCUGAAAUCUAUCAGCUCAUGUUGGACUGCUGGCACAAAGACCCAAAGGAGAGGCCAAGAUUUGCAGAACUUGUGGAAAAACUAGGCGAUCUACUUCAAGCAAAUGUACAACAGGAUGGGAAGGACUAUAUCCCACUCAACACCAUCCUGACAGGAAGUAGUGGGUUCACAUACUCAACUCCUGCCUUCUCUGAGGACUUCUUCAAGGAAGAUGUUUCAGCUCCCAAAUUUAAUUCAGGAAGCUCUGAUGAUGUCAGAUACGUAAAUGCUUUCAAAUUCAUGAGCGUGGAAAGAAUCAAAACCUUUGAAGAAUUUUCACCAAAUGGCAUCUCCAUCCUUGAUGAUUACCAGGUGGACGGUAGCACUCUGCUGGUCUCCCCAGUGCUGAAGCGCUUCACCUGGACUGAGAGCAAGCCCAAGGCCUCCCUGAAGAUUGACUUAAGAGUGACCAGUAAAAGUAAGGAGUCGGGGCUUGCCGACAUCACCAGGCCUGGUUUCUGCCACCCCAGCUGUGGGCACGCCAGCAAAGGCAGCCGCAGAUUUACAUAUGACAAUGCAGAGCUGGAAAGGAAGAUUUCAUGCUGCUCUCCUCCCCCAGACUACAACUCAGUGGUCUUGUACUCCACCCCACCUGUCUAAAGUGGGGCACAAAGCCUGUGUCUAGAAGCACAUGUGUAUUUAUAGCCCCAGAAAACUAGCUUUUGACAGUAUUAUGCAUAUAUAAGUUUACACUGUUAUCUUUCCACAGGAAAAGCCAGCUGCUUUUUUGUGAUUUUUAAUAGUGCUUUCUUUUUGCUUUGACUAACAAGAAUGUAACCCCAGAUAAAUAGAGAAAUAGUGACAAGUGAAGAGCAUUACUGCUAAAUCUGCACAUUAUGCAAUGUGUUAACAGAAAUCCUUUCUAAGCCCAGUGACUGCCUGUACCAGCCUCUGAGACCUCAGGGCACGGAGGACUUUGGAUGAUCCAGGAAAUACAUCCAUGCAGCGUGGAUGCCCCUGGUAGCCCCUGAAGCUCUAGAACCAGGGGACACCCAGCCCUUUAGCUGCAGGGAUCACUAGCUGGUCUAAGCAAACUCUCUGGGACCUCCAGCAGGCAUAAGCAUGUAAGAGGGGAAAGGGAAAAAUUAAGGAGCUG